This is a messenger RNA of Manihot esculenta (cassava), 2116 nucleotides long. RefSeq lists its product as uncharacterized. Gene Ontology annotation, molecular function: acetylglucosaminyltransferase activity. The transcript is spliced from 3 exons. Lineage: Eukaryota; Viridiplantae; Streptophyta; Magnoliopsida; Malpighiales; Euphorbiaceae. The record is from RefSeq and is a predicted model, not a curated record. Bases 354 to 1904 code for a protein of 516 amino acids.
CUGGGGGGAGUGUGCAAUCUGGCAGCUCUGCCUGCUCUUUCAGUACUUUAGCCUCUCUGCAACUCCUCCUCCUCCUCCUCCUCCUCCUCCGUCUUCGUCCUUCCUGUGACUCUGCAUCUCCCACUUUCCAGCAGUGAUCUUCCCUCAUUUUCUCUUUCUGGGUCUUAGUAUUUCAUUGUUUAUUACUGUUCCCAAUUUAUCCGUGCUCCAUUUUGUUGCUAUUGCUCAUUUUUCGAAUCGGUAACACCCAUAUAGAUUCUCCUAAAUCUAUCGUGUUUUGAGAUACUGUUUUCGUAGCGAUUGCUGUAAGGAGCCAAAAGGGGAAAAUCAAGUAGAUAUUGAAUUGGAAAAAUAUGAAAGUGGUCCAGAAAGAUUCAGAGAAAAUUAUUUGGGAUCAGAUGAGAAGCCCGUCUGGAAAUCCCCUUUCAGGGCCUGCUUCACAGACUCGAAUCCUACCUAAGCUAAUGGUGUGGUUGAUUCUGUUCGUUUCAGUCACCUAUGUUGUUUACACUCUCAAGCUGGUAGCCACUACACGCGGCUGCAGUCACGACCCUUUCUCUACCAAUCAUCAUCUCUCCAUUGUCUCUAAUCAUUCUAAACCGUUGAUUCAACAUCAGACGGCCUCAACCAUUCACCGGAGAGGCAACCAGGAAACCCAUCAGCUGACGGAGAUUCAACACAUAGUUUUUGGCAUCGCUGCCUCGGCUAAGCUAUGGGAACAGAGGAAGAACUAUAUCAAGCUUUGGUAUAAACCUGAGAAAAUGCGAGGCAUUGUGUGGCUAGAUGAUACCGUUAAGACCCGUGAAGGGGAGGGGUUACCCCCAGUGAAAAUCUCCGCCGAUACUUCCCGAUUCGCUUACACCAACCGUCAAGGACAUCGGUCGGCGAUACGGAUCUCACGAAUCGUGUCGGAAACACUGCGUCUCAGUCUCGACAAUGUGAGGUGGUUCGUAAUGGGGGACGACGACACUGUUUUUAUCACGGAGAAUCUAGUUAGAGUUCUGAGGAAGUAUGACCAUAACCAAUAUUAUUAUAUCGGAAGCUUAUCGGAGUCCCAUUUGCAAAACAUCUAUUUCUCUUACGGAAUGGCCUACGGCGGCGGCGGGUUUGCCAUUAGCUACCCAUUAGCUAAAGCUUUAGUUAACAUGCAAGAUAGGUGCAUACAGAGAUAUCCUGGGCUGUACGGAUCUGAUGACCGAAUGCAGGCUUGUAUGGCUGAACUCGGUGUUCCUCUCACCAAAGAAACCGGAUUUCACCAGUAUGAUGUGUAUGGAAACCUCUUCGGACUCCUUGCAGCGCAUCCUGUUACACCCCUGGUCUCAUUGCAUCACCUUGAUGUUGUUGAGCCCAUUUUCCCUAAUGUGACUCGAGUUCAAGCACUUCAGCGGUUAAUGGUGCCUAUGAAGCUGGAUUCAGCAGGGUUAAUGCAGCAAUCUAUCUGCUACGACAAAUCUAAGGGCUGGACCAUUUCUGUUUCAUGGGGCUUUGCAGUUCAAAUUUUUCGUGGAGUGUUCUCACCUCGUGAAAUAGAAAUGCCUUCAAGAACAUUUUUAAAUUGGUACAGAAGGGCAGAUUACACUGCAUAUGCAUUCAACACUCGACCAGUUAGUCGAAACCCUUGCCAAAAACCCUUUGUAUUUUACAUGUCAAAGACAAGAUUUGAUUCUUCACUUAAUGUAACAGUGAGUGAGUACGCCCGACAUCGUGUCCCUCACCCCGCAUGCAAGUGGAAGAUGGUUGAUCCUUCCAAAAUUGAUGUGGCUGUUGUUUAUAAGAAGCCUGACCCUCAUCUAUGGGAUAGAUCUCCUAGAAGAAACUGUUGCAGGGUGAUGAACUCGAAGAGGAAAGGAAGCAUCACUAUUGAUGUGGGUGUAUGUAGGGAAGGUGAGGUCAGUGAAAUAUAGAGAUAAUUGGAACAGUUUUAGGAUGGUAGCUUAUUAUCUUCUUUGUUAUUCCCUCAAUUUCUUAGUUCUUUAAUUUAUUUCUCCAGUUGCCAAUUUUACAAGUGUAUUCCAGAGUAGAGACUGACUGAAAAAUCAUUAGAAAAGGACAUAUAUUGAUUGUAUAAAAGCCUUAGUCGAUGCAUUCUAUACAUGUCGUCUUGCAGACUUCCUAA